Trematosphaeria pertusa is the source of this 768-nucleotide messenger RNA. Its product is annotated as ubiquinone biosynthesis protein COQ9. Lineage: Eukaryota; Fungi; Ascomycota; Dothideomycetes; Pleosporales; Trematosphaeriaceae. The transcript is spliced from 2 exons. Gene Ontology annotation, molecular function: lipid binding. Gene Ontology annotation, biological process: ubiquinone biosynthetic process. The record is from RefSeq and is a predicted model, not a curated record. The coding region runs from base 1 to 768 and encodes 255 amino acids. Gene Ontology annotation, cellular component: mitochondrial inner membrane.
AUGGCUCCUGCACGAUUAUCUAAUUCUCUACUCGGGGUAUUCCGAGCACCCUCACUCCGUCCAGCAGCUGCUUGGAGGCAGAAGUGCUGCUACCAUUCGUACGAGUACAGCCAGCCGCCUCCGUUUCCUCCCGCCGAAUCCGCCAUCCUCUCCGCCGCGAUAUCCCACGUACCGAACUAUGGCUUUACGGCAGAUGCCCUGAAACUGGGGGCGCGCGAUGCUGGAUAUUUGGAUGUCUCGACCAAUCUGCUCCCGCGAGGAGUCUUUGACCUCGUCAACUUCCAUCUUGUCACGCAGCGAUUGGCAUUGAAGGACUCGGUGCAGUUCCCAACUGAAGGCGAACAAGGGAAGACGCCAGGCGUGGGAGCAAAAGUCAGGACGCUGACAUUAGCACGAUUGCGGGCUAAUGAGCCCGUCAUACACCGCUGGCAGGAGGCUCUUGCGAUCAUGGCCCAGCCCACAUACGUUCCAGCGUCUCUCGCCGAGCUAGCUCGACUUGCGGACGAAAUAUGGUUUCUCGCCGGCGACAAAAGCGUUGACAGCAGCUGGUACACGAAACGAGCAAGCUUGUCGGCGAUUUACUCAGCCACGGAAGUGUUCAUGACGCAGGAUACUUCCAAAGACUACAUGGAGACGGAGCAAUUUCUCGAUGCGCGCCUGGAGGACAUCACGAAAGUCGGUGGCUUCUUGGGAGCUCUCAGUGAGUGGGCGGACUACACUGCCCACUCUGCUGUGAACGUGCUCAGGAGCAAGGGGAUGAGAAUAUGA